Messenger RNA from Chaetura pelagica (chimney swift), 2013 nucleotides. RefSeq names its product coiled-coil domain containing 60 (gene CCDC60). NCBI's taxonomy places the organism in Eukaryota, Metazoa, Chordata, Aves, Apodiformes, Apodidae. The transcript has 14 exons. The record is from RefSeq and is a predicted model, not a curated record. The coding region runs from base 1 to 2013 and encodes 670 amino acids.
AUGUCACUGCCAGGUGCAUCUAAAAACCACAAAGUUGAGGCACCUGUGGCUGCAAAUGCAGCUACGAGCAGCAAACUCAAGUCACCUGUGGAACCAGACUCUCCUCAGAAAAGCAAAGCCAAGACACCUGUGGCAUCAGACCCUUCUAAAACCAGCAGGCUCAAGACACUGGCAGCCACAGAAGUGUUGAAUCCGCGAGAUUUUGUGAGCAUUCAGGCUUUAGUUGGCUUUCCUCACAAUGAAGGAAGGGUCUUGGCCAGAAGCAGUACAGUUUUCAAAAGCAGUGAACCUUCAAGAGAUCAAGUGUUCUGGGAAAACUACCGUAGGAGGCAAAAGCAAUUCACUCAGGGACACUUCACCCCAGCUGGGAAGCCAUAUCGUGAUAUUGGACAGAUGGUCUACAUAGACCCAAAGGAAUUCACCCUCUACUCUUUGGGGCAACUUGCACAGGAACCAGUGAAAUACUAUAUGCAGGAAGAACCACCCAGAGAAGUGGCUGAGGUUGCUACUACUGAGAACUCUUUGGACCCAGAGUCUGAUUCACUGGAACCAGUGAAGAGGCCCUCCCCAUCUAGAGAAAGAGGAAAGGAUCUGAAGACUCUUGGUAAAGCUUUUGCUCGCUCAAGGGGUCAUAUCAGUUCUGUGAAGCAAGGGGGAGAAUACUUCCAAAUACUUCACCAAGAAUCACUGGAGAGGGACAGCGUACCCAAAGCAGAUCAGCAGGUUGGGAGCAUGAGAGGCAGAACUGAGUUUCAGCUACCCAUAUAUUCUGGUGUGCCAGGAUUAGAACAUGAAAGAAACAUUCUCUCUCUAGCAGAAGGCAGCCACAUGAGGACAUUGGGAAAGCAGAAAAAAAAUAUUACCUUAUGGUCUUUCACUCCUGUUCAUACCAGUGUCUUGAUUACAAGUCCCCCUGGAACAAAAAGUGAAUCUCUUUUCCGACAACUGUGUGCCAUACACUGGCUUUUGGAAGCUCUGACUAAUGAAUCUAGCUGUUCAAUGCAGUCUAUAUCAACCUGUUGGAAUCCAAGGAACCCUGGUGGUCAUAAGAAAACUGUAGAAGAAAAGGAAGAUGAAAAGUUAGCAGCAUACUUGUGGGAUCUCUUUACUACAAACACGAAGAAAUUUCUCCGGAAGGCACGAUACAGUCCACUUAAAAAGAAGAUAAAGAGGACACCUACUCAAGAUCUCUCUCCACAUAGCAGUCGGUCAUCUCUCUGUGCUAAAUCCCUUUGUGGCAGUGAAACUUCUACUGUAUUUUGCUCUGAAGACACUACCGAGGUUAAUGAGGCUGAUUUUAUUACUAAGUCAGCACAAGCUAAAGAGCAAAAACUUUUCCCCUCCCUACAGAUAAUACAAAAGGUGUCAAAAGGUUUCCAUAAACAAGAUGAUGUGGUUAAGAAGACUGAACCGCAGCGUCUGCCAGUUGUUCAGAGGAAUUACAAGGCAAAGGGGCCAAUCAGUAAGGACCAAGGGAAUCUAUCAGGGAAGCAGAGGCCUGGAAACCAGAGCUCUUUCGUUAAAAGCAAAUCAAACUUGUGUGCUGAUAUGAGGCAGAAGUUCACAGAAGUACGUGAAGAAGCAGCUGCUGGUUUACAUGAUACUUUAGAGAGUCUUGAGAGAACGCAGGAAGAACGAUGUUGGGAAAAAUUUGACGCUUUGAAACACUUGACGGAUUUUAGAAAAGACAUGGAAAGAGUAAGAGAGGUGGGCAAAAGAGCUGAAAAAGAACACGAUGAAGUAAACUGGUUUCCAGUAUUGCUUGCCAGACUCCCAGAGUCUGUGAAGAGUGACCGAUAUGUACAGAAAAUCUUAGAGAAACUGGAAAAAUUUGGCAUGAAUCCUGACUUGGAGAUUGAUCCAGACAUCUUUCUUAAGAUUGUGGGUGAUCUACAGGAAUGGGAGCUGUGUUCUCCAGAAAUUGCUGCAGCUGUGGAGUUUGUACGUGAAAGUAUUGUGAAGAUGCCAGAAGAGGAUUUCAGAGAGUGGUUUCAGACACAACUGACUUCCUGA